Oikopleura dioica is the source of this 369-nucleotide messenger RNA. Lineage: Eukaryota; Metazoa; Chordata; Appendicularia; Copelata; Oikopleuridae. The record is from the annotation of a GenBank genome assembly.
AUGCCGCGCCAACGAUUCGACUCUUUUAUGAGCCAGUACACGGGAAAAAGGGUUGGCAGAUUUGCGAGAGUGGCGAAAGCAGUGAGCAUCAUGACUCGCGUGGCGAAGCUGAUCCGCGUCUACGCGCUUCAGCAGCACACGAUGCGCGAAGUCAACCAGCUUCGGGACAAAUUCGCGGACGGUCUGACAAAGAAGGACUCGGAAAUGCUCCACCAGCAGGCGAAGGUGCUUCUUCAAGCGACGCACCGACACGAGUCGCUCUCCGACUUGAUCCAGAAGAAAAGGCUCGGAAAUUUUUUUCCAAUUUCGACAGAAUUUCCCAAGUAUUUCAAAAUCGAGCCCGUCAAUAAGCAGAACAGGACUCGAUAG